AUGCGGUUCAACGACGGAUUCUGGCUCCUGAAGAGCGGUGUCAAGCCGUCCUACGGACUUCAAGUCGUCCAAGCUAUCCAGGACGGCGAUGGUUAUAACCUUCAGGUCUCGACCAAACCGAUCCGCCAUCGUGGAGAUACUCUAGCCGGACCUGUGCUGUGUAUCCGAGUCCACUCUCCGACAGAGGGUGUCGUCGGAGUGAAGAUCGAACACUUCAAACAUAGUAAUCCUGCUCCAAAUUUUCCCCUCUUCCCGGACGACCCGCCGGUGCCCUCUGUUGUGCUCAUGAAAGCCGAUUCUUCCUGGUCGAUUGCCACCGGCGGUUUGACUACAGAGAUUACAGAGAACCCUUACACCAUUACGUUCAAGUCACUCGCUCGCACACUAACCACGGCAGGAUAUAGGCAUCAGGCGAUCUACGAUGUGCCGUACAAAUGGACAAUCAGAAGUGCAUCCAACGGAUCGUGUCUUGCCACAGAUGUGAGCUCGAAUCCGCAUCCAAGGAAUCCACCAGAAUUGGUGCGCUAUGUCCAUUCCGAGCUAAACUUGUCUCCCGGAGAGUUGGUCUAUGGAUUGGGAGAACAAUUCGGCGCAUUUGUGAAGAAUGGCCAAACGGUCAGUAUUUGGAAUCAGGACGGCGGCACGUCCAGCGAACAAGCAUAUAAAUGUGUCCCUUUCUACAUCACCAACCGUAAUUAUGGUGUCUUCGUCAAUCAUCCUGGAGAAGUUGAAGUGGAAGUCGGCAGCGAGAAGGUGAGCAGAGUCGGUGUAAGCGUUGCCGGUGAGAGCUUGGAGUACUUUGUUAUCUAUGGCGAUACGCCGUUGGAGAUUCUCGAGCGCUACACCCGUAUGACCGGCCGACCUGCUCUCCUUCCAGCAUGGACGUUCGGGCUCUGGCUGUCGACGUCCUUCCUCACGUCAUACGAUGAAAAAACAGUGUCAGGCUUCCUUCAGGGCAUGCAGGAUCGCAACUGUCCUGUGCGAGUGUUCCAUCUGGAUUGCUUCUGGAUGAAGCAGUAUGAGUGGUGCUCCUUCACAUUCGACCCAGAUAACUUCCCCGAUCCCAAGGCAUACCUCGCGCACAUCAAGAAAACAUAUGGUGUAAAGAUAUGUGUUUGGAUCAAUCCGUACAUUUCGCAACUCUCCCCUAUUUUCCAAGAGGCGGUGAGUGACGGAUAUCUCAUCAAGCGUAUGGAUGGGACCCCUUGGCAGUGGGACUUAUGGCAACCCGGCCUUGGGGUAGUCGAUAUCACAAACCUAGCAGCCCGAAAGUGGUACGAGAAGAAACUGGAUGCCCUUAUUGACCUGGGCGUCGACACUUUCAAGACAGAUUUCGGUGAACGUAUCCCGCAUGCGGAGGUCGUAUUCCACGACGGAUCAGAUCCAAUGAGGAUGCAUAACGCGUACUCCGUCCUGUACAAUGAGCUUGUGUUCAACCUACUGAAGCGACGAUUCGGUGAGGGCGAGGCAGUUGUGUUUGCACGCUCAGCGACAACCGGAGGGCAGAGAUUCCCAGUGCAUUGGGGCGGUGACUGUGAAUCGACAUUCGAAGCCAUGGCGGAGACCCUUCGCGGUGGUUUGAGUCUCACUUCUUCCGGGUUUGCUUUCGCGUCGCAUGACAUUGGAGGCUUCGAGGGACAUCCACCGCCUGAAAUUUACCUUCGCUGGGUAGCGUACGGACUCUUCUCGUCGCAUUCUCGUCUGCAUGGAUCAAUGUCAUAUCGUGUUCCCUGGCAAUAUGGUGAAGAGGCUGCGGUAUACAUGGCACGUUUCCUCGAUACGAAGCAUCGGCUCAUGCCGUACCUGUACAACCUUGCCCUCGAAGGACAUCGGCUCGGACACCCCAUGCAACGUGCAAUGUUCCUUGAGUUCCCCUCCGACCGUACCACACACUACCUCGACAGGCAGUACAUGUUCGGACCCUCUCUCCUCGUCGCACCUGUGUUCGUUCCACAAGGAGAAGAUACCGAAUAUUAUAUACCCGGUGGCCGCUGGACAUCAUUCUCCCACCCGCAGCGCACGGCUGAUGGUCCGAUGUGGGUGCAAGAAGCCGUUCCCCUCGAUGAAAUCCCGGUCUGGGUACGCCCAGGAUCGAUCUUGUGCCUGGGACCCAGUGGCAUAGGGCGCCCGGAUUACGAGCUGGCUCAGGGUGUCGAAGUGCAGGUAUACGAACUCGCAGAGGGUCAAGUAGCGCGGAUGGACGUACCAACUGGAAGCGGGGCGGAGAUCGCAGGCACCGUGAGAGCGGAGAGGAGAGCUGGAGAGCUGAGUGUGAGUGUCAUGGCAGGUGAUGUGGAUAUAGCCGCAGUCAGUCUCUUCGCGGGCGGGCGAGUGUGGAAGUCGACCGUGCAGAAGGGACAAAACGAAGUCGCUCUCAAACUGUAA
Sparassis crispa is the source of this 2385-nucleotide messenger RNA. Its product is annotated as Alpha-xylosidase. Lineage: Eukaryota; Fungi; Basidiomycota; Agaricomycetes; Polyporales; Sparassidaceae. The coding region runs from base 1 to 2385 and encodes 794 amino acids. The transcript has 13 exons. Gene Ontology annotation, molecular function: hydrolase activity, hydrolyzing O-glycosyl compounds; carbohydrate binding. Gene Ontology annotation, biological process: carbohydrate metabolic process. The record is from RefSeq and is a predicted model, not a curated record.